Molecule: messenger RNA, 1493 nt
Organism: Euleptes europaea (tarantolino)
Lineage: Eukaryota; Metazoa; Chordata; Lepidosauria; Squamata; Sphaerodactylidae
Gene: UPP1
Product: uridine phosphorylase 1
Exons: 10
Biological process (GO): nucleotide catabolic process; uridine catabolic process
Cellular component (GO): cytoplasm; cytosol
Molecular function (GO): uridine phosphorylase activity
Source: RefSeq, a predicted model, not a curated record
AUGGACUCAGUGCCACAGGAUAGCAGUACAGCCAACAACAUGAAGUUGCUCUUAAUGAGCGCCUCCCUGGGCCCAAACACCGCUCGCCUCGCCGCGCCGCGCCCCAAUCCGGAACUGCCGGAGCUGAAGCGGGCCUCGCGGCUGCCGCGCCGGGAGUCGCGCGCGGUCCGCGCUGUGCCGGCAGGGCUGCGUGCCGCGCCUUCGGCCGCCCUCCCAACCACCCACCCAGGCGGAGGCGGCACCAGGGCGGCGGAAGGAAACCCCGCGCCGGGGACACCGAGGCGGCCGUUGCUCUUCACAGCCCUCAGCCCGGGGUCGUCGUCGUCCUCCUCCUCCUCCUGUCUCCACGUGCCUUCGGCGGCUUUUGCAGGAUCUAAUGGCUCCUGGCAGACCUUCAGCGAAGAAGACGACAGAGGAUCAGUCUUCAAAGCAAGAGAAGAAACUAUCCGCAUUCCCAAUCCUCACCUUGAGAAGAUAAAAGAGGACAUUCUGUAUCACUUCGCUCUUGGCACGGGGACCCAUGAUUUCCCUGCCUUGUUUGGAGAUGUAAAAUUUGUAUGUGUCGGAGGAAGUCCUUCUCGGAUGAAGAAUUUCAUCUCCUUCAUUGCAGAAGACCUGGGAAUCGGCAGCCCUGGUUGUGACCAUCCCAAUAUCUGUGCCGGAACAGAUCGGUAUGCCAUGUAUAAAGUAGGCCCUGUGCUGUCGGUCAGUCAUGGAAUGGGCAUCCCUUCGAUUGCCAUCAUGUUGCACGAACUGAUCAAGCUCCUGUAUUAUUCCAAGUGCUCCAACGUAAUCAUUGUUCGCAUCGGCACAUCAGGUGGAAUAGGUAUUUCUCCAAAGCCUUCUUCUUUAACAUAAAAAGUCAUUUACGCAUAUUGGCUUGCAAUAACGAAAUGGAAUUGUGAAAAGUAGGGGCCUUCCCCAUCUCUUAUUUUAAAUGUAGGCUUGGAGCCCGGCUCUGUCAUGAUCACAAAGCAGUCUGUUGAUGCCACCUUCAAACCUCAAUUGGAACAGGUUAUCCUGGGGAAGUCUGUAUUUCGCAGUACAGGCCUAGACGAGAAACUGGCGGAAGAGCUGAUGGAGUGUGGCAAGGAACUGAACCAGUUCAAUGCCGUCACUGGGAACACGAUGUGCACCCUGGAUUUCUAUGAAGGCCAGGCUCGCCUUGACGGUGCCAUCUGCUCGUACAGCGAAGAAGAGAAACUGGAGUAUCUGAAAUCAGCUUAUGCUGCUGGAGUGAGGAAUAUUGAGAUGGAAUCGUCUGUUUUUGCAGCCAUGUGUAAUCUUAGUGGUCUCAGAGGUGCUGUGGUAUGUGUCACACUUCUGAACCGGCUAGAAGGCGACCAGGUCACCGCACCUCAUGAAGUCCUGAAGGAGUACCAGACAAGACCACAGAAGUUGGUGGGACACUUCAUCAAGAAACGUCUUGGGAAACAGUGACCUCUUCCCCUUACUUUGUACUGUCAAUAGAAGGCCAGUGCUUCAUAAUGACA